Messenger RNA from Tinamus guttatus (white-throated tinamou), 809 nucleotides. The record is from RefSeq and is a predicted model, not a curated record. Lineage: Eukaryota; Metazoa; Chordata; Aves; Tinamiformes; Tinamidae.
GAUCUCAUGGAAGGAGAGCUUUAUUCUGCUCUCAAGGAGGAAGAGGCCUCUGAGUCUGUUUCAAGUACAAACUUCAGUGGUGAAAUGCACUUCUAUGAGCUUGUAGAAGACACAAAAGAUGGGAUCUGGCUGGUACAGGUCAAUGAGUGGUCCUUGAAGAUAAGGAAAGAAAUGCGAGUGGUUGAUAGACAGAUUAGAGAUAUUCAGAGAGAAGAGGAGAAAGUGAAGCGCUCGAUAAAGGAUGCUGCCAAGAAGGGGCAGAAGGACGUGUGUGUCAUCCUGGCCAAGGAGCUGAUCCGCUCGCGGAGGGCUGUCAGCAAACUCUACGCGUCCAAAGCGCACAUGAACUCCGUGCUCAUGGGCAUGAAGAACCAGCUUGCUGUGCUCAGGGUAGCAGGCUCGCUGCAGAAGAGCACCGAAGUUAUGAAAGCUAUGCAAAAUCUGGUGAAAAUUCCCGAAAUUCAAGCGACAAUGAGAGAAUUGUCCAAAGAGAUGAUGAAGGCCGGAAUCAUAGAGGAAAUGUUGGAGGAUACGUUUGAAAGUAUGGAAGAUCAGGAGGAAAUGGAAGAGGAGGCAGAGAUGGAAAUCGACAAAAUCCUCUUUGAAAUAACAGCUGGGGCCUUGGGUAAAGCGCCCAGUAAAGUCACGGACGCCCUUCCGGAGGCGGAACCCAUGGGAGCUGCUGCUGCCGCUGCUGUUGAUGAAGAGGAGGAUAUUGAAGCAAUGCAGUCCCGCCUAGCAACGCUCCGGAGCUAGGGCUGAAAUGAACCUGUACAGUUUGCCUUUUUUUCUCUUUUUUUUUUUUUUUU